CAACGGUACAUUUAACGUGUCAGUAGAUCUUGAGAAAGCAUUUAAUUUCACGGAAUGUUCAAAUGUGACAAUCGAAUGCCACGAGGAACAAGCUAAAGGCAUGUUAGGAAUUUUUCUGAUCCAAUCAACGGUAGCAAUGGCGAUUAUAAUUGCAAACUUACUCAUCAUAAUUGCGAUUUGGAAAUCGCCCGAGUUAAAUACAGUUUCAGAUUACUUUAAAGGACACCUUGCCCUCACUGAUAUAUUGUUCGGGGUAUUUGUGCUGAUUAGAUGUAUACUUGAUCUUAGCGGACAACAACAGAGCAAAUAUAUGUGUUUGUUUUUGUUGUAUUUCGUCUUAACAGCCGGAGGAUGUACGAUGACUGGAGUUCUGCUACUUUGGACAGAGAUGUUCAUUGCCGUCAGGUACACCAUGAUCACGAACACGGUCUUUAAACAUAAAUUUGCACGUAAAGUAAUCUUGGGAGUCUGGCUUUUCUGGGGACUAUAUACUCUACUCAUCUUCGUCCACCCCAAUGAUUUGGAAGUGAGGACUUGUAACCUUGCAAACGGGUUGAUACGUCGAUACUUUGUCAUCACGUCGAUUGUUUCAUUCUACACACAUGUUAUAAUCCUGAUAGCUCUCCAGGCAGCCACAUUAUACUCAAUGGUGAAACACGUGAAUAAGCUGAAACAGACUGGUGUGGUUACAGCUAGGGCGUCAAACGUCAAAGAUAUGAUUACAUCGAGAUUUAAAAUCGAACCAACGAGUUUAUCUGUGAUGACAAGGAGAAGUACGACAGUUCGGCAGAAUGCUGACGAAGGACCCCUCGGUUCGGCACCUAUUAGCACACGACACCAAAGUUCGGCAACUAUUUUCACACAGACUAAACCUGGUUGUUCCUCUGAGAUCACGCCUGUUGAGGCGUCAACUGAUAUUAUCCUGCUGAAGAAUGACGUCCUCUCUAGCAAAAAUAAAGCCGAUGGGUCAGAAGAUAUGAGCACAUUAAAAGUACCAAUCGUAAGCAGACCACAAACGUGUGGCUUCAAAUCUGGAAUGGCCACCACCAACGACAGAAACAACCAACGCAACAUAUAUCGAAAUUGGAUCAAACGCAUAUCCUCCCUCAUUAAAAUGAUAACCGUUAUGCUCAUUUCGUUCAUUGUAUGCUAUUUACCACUUUUUACAGUCACUGUGGCUCAAUUUUUUGAUGUCAAUACCUCUUCCAGUAUCACGAUGAUAACUGCCAUUUUAUUUAUGACAAACUCCUUAACAAAUAUCGUUAUCUAUCCUACCUUAAGUAAAAAAUACAGGAUAGCGUUAAAACGUCUCUUAACUUGCAAAUGUGGACGCGUAACACAAACCCCUUAAUCCAUUACACCCAGCUAAUCCACCAAAAAAUUGAUGAACAUUUAUCGAGUGAUUUUAUUCCAUUUUCAUAUCUUCCCUCAAAAUAGAAGUUUACAAUUUCAUAAAUAGCAACGGCAUUAAGUGAAAUCGCCAAAUACAGGACGGGCCAAAACGCUGGGAAUCAAAGAAUCAAUUAUAGAAUUA
Messenger RNA from Owenia fusiformis, 1534 nucleotides. The record is from the annotation of a GenBank genome assembly. NCBI's taxonomy places the organism in Eukaryota, Metazoa, Annelida, Polychaeta, Sabellida, Oweniidae.